This is a messenger RNA of Cyclopterus lumpus (lumpfish), 4222 nucleotides long. It is a transcript of the gene phactr4b, whose product is annotated as phosphatase and actin regulator 4b. NCBI's taxonomy places the organism in Eukaryota, Metazoa, Chordata, Actinopteri, Perciformes, Cyclopteridae. Gene Ontology annotation, biological process: neural crest cell migration; actin cytoskeleton organization. The record is from RefSeq and is a predicted model, not a curated record. The transcript has 16 exons. Bases 252 to 2729 code for a protein of 825 amino acids. Gene Ontology annotation, molecular function: actin binding.
GGGGAAAGUGUGAGGCGUCCAUGCACAACAAAGGAUGCGUGUGAUCUCCGGGAUGUAGAUGGUGUGUGUCGAUGAUUGUCGUCGGAUGACUCCAGUUGGAUGCACCUUUAAAAAGAUGGGCGGAGCAGCCAUCUUAAGAAUGCUGGAGACCUGAACACAUGCUGGUGUACAGCUGCUGAGGACCUCGACCACCCCGUCCCACAAAUGACUUUCUAUAGUGAGCCGUUGAUUGGUGUGCCUCGAACUCUGUAAUGGAAAAUCGUGAUGAUGAAGCUGAGCAGCACCACAGCACUAUGGUGGGCGAGGGGGGCAGCACCCCUCCCCCAAAGCGCAAGGGCAAGUUCUCCACCCUUGGCAAGAUCUUCAAGCCGUGGAAGUGGCGGAAGAAGAAAAGCAGCGACAGCUUCAAUGAGGCUUCAGAAGAACUGGAGAGAAAGAUGUCGACGAGGCGGACACGGCAGGAGCUUAUAGAACAGGGGGUGCUGAAGGAUGUCCCGGACAACGAUGCAGUUACACACAACCCGAAGCAGCUCUACGUGAAGAACGGCCACACUCUGCCUGUGAGCACUGGGGUCGGAGGAGGUGGAGGAGGUGGAGGAGUGGUCAGUGGUGGCAGGAGUCCGUGCAGUCAGGGCAAACUCCCUUCAGAGUCCGACUUUAGGAUGAACCCGGCCUGGCUCGCCCAGCCAGACGACCGAAGGGGUUGGUCUCCCUCUGACGGAGACCGCCGAGGAGCUCUGGGUUCCAGGGGCACGGGACUGCACGAAGACGUGCGGAGAAGCGGAGGGGUGGGGUCACGUGCACAUGUCGAGGGUGAAUGGAAGCCUAAUAUGGUCUGGCAGGGCCAGAUUCACGGGCAGAUGGAGGAGUGCAGACGUGGGGGCCGACUUCACCCUGAGGACGGGCAGAAGAGACCCGGGCUGCAGAAGGCCCCAUCGGAGGAUGGCAGGAGGAGUCGACCUGCAGAAGCGGACUGGAGGCCGACGCUCCCUCGGCAUGCAUCAGCUGAGGAGGGAAGGGCCCGCAGAGAGUCAGACAGCCAUUUUGUUCCUGACCCAGAAGCCUUGCGGGACACUCUGCGUGAACCUCUGCCUCCUAAACAGACCGUCAUGCCUCCAAAAUGGCUGAUGACAUCCACCCCUGAACCUGGCAGCAAGGGUCCACCUCGCACCCCAUCCAACCACCACACGAGCCAGUACUGCUCUCCCUCCGCCCCCUCGGCUGUGGCGCCCAAACCUGUUCGGUCCAUCUCCUCUGCGGGCGCGUCCACUCAGCAGUCCUCGUGUGUAGCCCCGACCUCCACCUCUCAUGGCACCAAGCAGCCCCCUGUGCCCCCACCCAAGCCUGUGAAUAGGGGCAAUUCCACCAUGAUGGGUGACUUCACACAAGCCCCCGGGGGUGCCAGUCUUGUUCCAGCCAAGCCUUCUCCACCGAUGCCUCCUAAGAGGACCACCCCCAUCACCAAACGCAGCACAGAGGACUCGAGCCAUCCCAUCAACCCCUCACCGCUUUCUCUGGACGACCACAGCAACCUCCAUAUGGGCUUUCAGCUGCCUCCCCCUCCGCCCUCCCCUCCCCUGCCGACACACAUACCACCUUCUCCUCCCCGCCAACACAUACAUAGCCACCACCUCCACCAUCAGCACUCCUAUGCCCACCCACUGCCCCAACCCAUACCAAUGCUGUUUGACCCACCGAGCCCAACCAAUGAGUCUCCUCAGCGCCCGGCUCCCGUCCCACUCCACAUCAUGAUCCAGCGAGCCCUGUCUAGUCCUGGCCCGGCUCAGCCUCAUCCGGACGGGUCGCAGCGUGCGCACACGCUGCUUUUCGAAACCCCGCCGGACUAUCAAUGUGGUCGGCCACUUCCUGUCAGCAUCCAGCCAUUGAAACUAUCUGAAGAUGACUACUCAGACGAGGAAGAGGAGGAAGAUGACGAGGAAGAGGAGGAGUACGAUGGGGAGAUCCCUCAGCCAGAGCUUGAGCCAAGGAGUCGCAGGUGCUUAGUCGGAGACGCCGGUGUUUGUGUCAUCCCGGGGGGAAACAACAACAGCAGUGAGGAGGAGGAGGAUGAAGAAGAGGUUGAAGGAGGAGAGAAUGACAUGCGUGGGGAGGACUGUGACUCAGAUGGUCCUGUGCUUUAUAAAGAUGAAGACUCAGAUGAGGAGGAUGAGCCCCCACUUAGUGCCCUAGCCAGCAGGGUCAGGAGGAAGGACACUUUGGCCCUGAAGCUGAACUGCCGUCCCUGUGCCCCAGACAGGGACCGGUUUAUCCAUGAGAGGGGCAGCAGAGACGACCAGCCUCCAGGCCAGACCGGCCUCACCUGGCAGAGCAGGGAGCAGUGGGAGGCCAUCCGCACACAGAUCGGCACCGCACUCACAAGGCGACUUAGCCAGAGACCCACUGCUGAAGAGCUCGAGCAAAGAAACAUCCUUCAGCCCAGAAAUCAGACUGACAGACAAGCUGAGGUUAGAGAGAUCAAGCGGCGGCUGACCAGGAAGCUGAGUCAAAGACCAACAGUUGCAGAACUACAGGCGAGAAAAAUCCUCCGGUUCCACGAGUACGUGGAAGUCACAGAUGCCCAAGACUACGAUCGGAGAGCAGAGAAGCCGUGGACCAAGCUGACUCCUGCUGACAAGGCGGCCAUCCGGAAGGAGCUCAACGAUUACAAGAGCACUGAAAUGGAGGUCCAUGAAGAGAGCAGAAUCUACACCAGGUUUCAUCGGCCUUAGACCCUCCCCUCUCCUUCGCGGAUAAUGAAGCACUUAAGAUCUGUGUGGCCAGAGGCUGCUUCCUAUGCGGACGGAUCUCAGUUUUACGUUUCCCGAAUGUACUGUACAGAUUGUCAGAGAAAGCCGGGAACUAACGACGCUUCUCGCUUGCCCUCCAUCGCUCUCCCACUACAUUGCUUUCACUCAACUGAUGUGGUGGUGGUGGGUGAGGACCAGAUGCAGUAUUUCUCCCGGACAACAGGGGGAACCACGUGCCAAUGAAGUGGAGAAGUGGCAGAGAACCCACGGGCCGACUCUCACUCUGCUGUUAUGUGGUACCCCUCAGGGACUUUGAUCUAGUGACAACCUUUAAUGCGGCCUCAUUCUGUGUUGCCUUUUUUCUUCUUUACUGUAUAUGGAAAAGUUAAUUCAUCUUAAUGUAAUAACAUACAAUAAUAGUAAUAAUAUGAUGACUUAUAAUACUCCACACAGUAAUAAUAGAUAACAGACAAACGGCCGCAGCUAGAGCGGGCUGGAGGAUGAAGACUGGGAUAUUCUGUUAUAGGACUGGACAUCUCUGGGAUAUUGUGUGUGUUUUAUAUAAAUUGUGUAAAGACUGCUAUUGUUAUACCUUAAAAUGAAACGUGGAAAGAUUUAAUUACAAAAUAUUCUGUAAUGCACAAGAUAUUUUAUAUUGUAAUUUUGAUCACGAGUAGUGACAGCUUUUAUUUGAACUUUUUUUUUUUUAAUUAUUAUUUGGCUUGCCUGUAUUUAUGGUUGUAAUGUGAGGUGGCCAUUUAAUGUAGAUAUAGAAAAAGGGUGCAGGUCAGGAGGCUUGUUUUAUAUGUGCCAACAUACCCAAUGCCUAAAGGACUAUAGGAUACUGGUUUUCAUAUCACUAAUUUCUGCAAUCAACUGCAUAAGCCAACACAGAAUCCAAUGUGAUUGGGUCUUGAUAAUCUCUUCAUCUAUACUUUGUUAUGAGUUGUUGUACUUCCCUUUUAAAGAUCAAACAUGCAAUGCAUUCUGUAGCCAUUUUGAAUAAGGUCAAUAGUGUCUAUACUAAGAGUGAAAUGUAAGUUGCUGUGCGUGUAGAUCAGGGAUUUAUCAAAACAAAACAAAAAAUGUAUAAACGGUCAACAGGGAGUCAUUUUGGCUGGAACCUUUUGAAACGGAGGCAGAAGUGUUUUAUCUUGUACUGUUGUCUGGCCAGUAGCUUACAUAGUUAUCUAUGCUGUGUACAGGUUGAUAUAGGUUUAACUGAUGCUUGUGUAUAUCGUGUCUUCCUUUCAUUUGAAAAUAAAUUUUAAAUAUAAAAGUAUUAUAGGUUGCUAUUUUUUUAAGCACAGAAUAUUAGUUUAUGAUUAAAUGCUACAUUAAUGGGGAUAUGAAAGUGUACCUUUUCUGUAAAAACUAAGUUCCUUUUUAAUUGAAUGUGGAAUUGUAUGGACUGACACUUUUUUUCUUUUUAAUUGUAAAUAAUCACAUCUGGAUCUAAUUAAAAAUCGUACAAU